This is a messenger RNA of Emys orbicularis (European pond turtle), 6997 nucleotides long. It is a transcript of the gene DOP1B, whose product is annotated as DOP1 leucine zipper like protein B. Gene Ontology annotation, cellular component: trans-Golgi network; endosome. Bases 110 to 6997 code for a protein of 2295 amino acids. Gene Ontology annotation, biological process: Golgi to endosome transport. The transcript is spliced from 37 exons. The record is from RefSeq and is a predicted model, not a curated record. Lineage: Eukaryota; Metazoa; Chordata; Testudines; Emydidae.
GCCCCGAGCAGAGACACGUCGCAGGGAAGCGGCAGCAGCUUCCGCGCCCGGCCGGAGCCGCCGCCUCGCCAGUUUGCCAGGCAGUUUUGGCUUGCUAUGAGGACCUAAGAUGGAUCCAGAAGAGCAGGAGCUGUUCAGGGACUACAGAUACAGAAAUUAUUCUUCAGUGAUUGAAAAAGCUUUGAGGAACUUUGAAUCUUCAAGCGAAUGGGCAGAUCUCAUAUCUUCACUUGGCAAACUCAAUAAGGCUCUUCAAAGUAACCUGAAGUACUCCCUCUUGCCAAGACGUCUGAUUAUCAGUAAGAGAUUAUCUCAGUGCUUACAUCCAGCUUUACCUAGUGGAGUGCAUUUAAAAGCACUAGAGACCUAUGAAAUCAUCUUUAAAAUUAUUGGGACAAAAUGGCUUGCCAAAGACUUAUUCCUCUACAGCUCUGGCUUGUUUCCCCUGCUAGCAAAUGCAGCAAUGUCAGUGAGGCCUAUUCUCCUCGGUUUGUAUGAGAAAUAUUUUCUUCCUCUGCAGAAGUCCCUCUUGCCAAGUCUUCAAGCCUUUGUAAUUGGACUGCUGCCUGGAUUGGAGGAGGGAUCGGAAAUUUAUGACAGAACAGAUGCUUUGCUUGUGAAGCUGUCUGUACUAACAGGCCAAGAAGUGUUCUAUGCUGCUAUCUGGGGGAGUGUUCUGGUCAGCCCUUCUAUAAGACUUCCUGCUUCUCUGUUUGUUGUGAGUCAUAUCAACAGAGAGUUGUCUGGAAAACAGCAGAAGUACAUGCUGGGAACUGAUUAUAAGCUCACAGUAAAAUCUUUGCGUGUAUCAGUAUUGGAUUCAAAUGUUCUUGUGCAAAGAAACACUUUGGAAGUGCUUCUCUUCUUUUUUCCAUUUUAUACAUCUUUGGACUACAAUGAAAGUGCUAUUCCACUGCUCAAGUCUGAUGUAGUCCAUAUUCUCUCAGCAGCUACACAAACACUCUUGAGGAGAGACAUGUCACUAAAUAGAAGAUUAUAUGCGUGGUUGCUAGGCUCUGAUAUUAAAGGCGGUACUUUUGCUCCAGAUUCUGCAGCUUUUGAAGAUCAUGCCCUCUAUUUUUUUGGAAAAUAUUCCAAAGAUCUUUUAGUUGAGGCUUUGAUUGAAAUAUUGCAUCAGAAGUUCUCAGAGGCUGCCUUAGAAGAUCAUGCAUAUCUGAAACCUUUCCGUAUCCUAAUUAGUCUCCUUGACAAACCUGAAAUAGGGCCACAAGUUGUUGGGGAUUUGUUCCUUGAAGUGAUUCGAGCCUUUUAUUCUUAUUGCAAGGAUGCCCUGGGUUCUGAUCUUAAACUUAGCUACAGUCAAAGUGGCAAUGUACUUACAAGUGCGAUCAAAGAGAAUAGAAGUGCCUCAGAAAUUGUUAAAACAGUCAACUUGUUGAUCACAUCUCUAAGUACAGAUUUUCUAUGGGAUUAUAUGACCAGAUGUUUUGAGGACUGCUUCAGGAAUAAAUCCAUGCAGACAAGAUACCCUACUGAGAAUGUCAGCACUCCUCCUACAAUCUCAGAGCUCUGCACACUGCUGUUGUUCCUUCUUGAUGUGAUUCCUUUGGAACUUUACUCUGAAGUGCAGACUCAGUAUCUCCCACAGAUGCUCAGUUACAUGGUACAGUCUCUUCUGGAGAAUGUGGAGACUCUAAGUUUACCAGAACUCACUCAUGCUUUAAAGACCUGCUUCAAAGUGCUUAGCAAAGUACAAAUGCCUCCUGCCUACUUGGAUAAUGAGACCGGAAGUGAAAACUCGAGCCCAGUGAAACAAGAAAACGGUGAUAUAACUUUAGAAACCAAGCCUGCACUACAGGAUGAAGAUGACACUGCUUUCGCUCCCCUCAAGUCUGAAGACAGUGGCAUAGGUCUAAGUGCCUCAUCCCCAGAGCUCUCUCAACACUUAAGAUUGCCAAGAGUGACUCCUGAAAGGGAUGAUGUUUGGAAAAAUGGGGGGAGUAUUCAGAGGACUUUGCAUUGUAUCCAAGAGUUAGUUGAUAAGUUUGCCAGUAAAUACAUUUUUGGGGUGCAUUUACAAGAUCCAGGAAAUGGCAGAAUUUCGAUAGCAAACAUGAGCAGAGGAGAGAAAGAAAAUAAUUACAGAGUCGCUGAAAAUGCUAGCAAGAAAAAGAACCCCUGGGAAGGAAAGCAAAUUACCGUACCGCAGUUUAAACAAAUGCUUUCAGACUUGUUCACAGUUCGAGGAUCACCAUUUAAACAGAAAAGUCUGGAGCCUCUCUCCCCUGCAAACCAUGACCUUGGUAGCAAAAAGGGAAAAGAAGAAUGGGACAUUGAGCAGGUAAUGCUUGAUUUGGGGGACAUGAAAGAAGACUGCAGAGAGGCCUUUGCUGCUGCUUGUCACCUUCUACUGGAUUGUACUACUUUCCCAGUCUACCUUUCUGAGGAAGAAACAGAACAAUUGUAUUUAUCUCUGUUUCAAGUUCCUGGAGGUUGUGAUACCAGCUUCCCUCUGUGGCUUAAAUCCCUAAUGACGAUAUGCUGCUGCGUAAAUGACUGCUACAUUCAGAAUGUGUCCAUCUCCACGCUGCUUGAAGUUAUCAACCAUUCUCAGUCACUGGCACUUGUGAUUGAAGACAGAAUGAAGCGGUAUAAAAUCUCUGGACACAACCCCUUCUUUGGGAGACUGCAGAUGGUCACAGUUCCUCCAAUUGCUCCCGGCGUUCUAAAGCUAAUAUCAGAGAAAACAGACUUCUAUCAGAGAGUCGCUCAAGUACUUUGGAAUCAGCUGAACAAAGAGACAAGGGAGCACCACAUUACCUGUGUGGAGCUGUUUUAUAGACUGCACUGCUUGGCUCCAUCAGCUAAUAUUUGUGAAGAUAUUAUUUGUCAUACCCUAUUGGAUCAUGAUAAAGGGACAAGGCUGGAGGCACUUUUCAGAUUCUCUGUGAUAUGGCAUUUGACCAGAGAAAUCCAAGGCAGCAGAGUCACUUCCCACAAUCGAUCCUUUGACAGAUCUCUGUUUGUGGUACUGGACAGUCUAAAUUGUUCAGAUGGUGCAAUUGGUGCUGCAGCACAGGGCUGGCUGAUACGUGCUCUCUCGCUUAAUGAUGUUGCACGAAUUCUUGAGCCAGUACUACUGCUUCUUCUUCAUCCAAAGACACAGCGCACAUCCAUCCAUUGCAUCAAACAGAAGAAUUCAGCAGAAGACUUACAUCAUUGGUUUAGCAAGAAAAGUGCCUCUUUCAAAGAGUCAUUUGGAGCCUCUGAGCUACAUGAAAGCAGUUCUGAAGAAAACAUACCACUGAGCCAAUUUACAACCGUGGACAGGGAAGCUAUUUGGGCUGAAGUGGAAAUCGAUCCAGAGACAUCUCAGCUAAAAAAUGGAUGGUCUGAAAAUGAACCAUCCCACUGUACAGAACCUCCACAGGAUCCCGGUGGUGAUCAUGAUAACAGUGAACACACAGAAUCGGCAGAUACCAGCACAGGACCUAAUGAUAGUGAAAAUACAUCAUCUUUUUCACCUUCUCUGGAUCCACAGGAAAUGAGCAAUGAGGAGAACUGUAGAGCUACAAUCGACUGCAGAGAAAACAUGAAGAAUGUUAGUUCAUCUAAUACUUUCCCUCUUCAUGGCUCCAAAUCCAGUCCUAUGUUAAAUCUUGUGCGUGCAGACUCUGAGAAAACUCAAGCAUCGGAAUCACUAUCAAGUGAUGAGGAGGUGGACUUGGAACUCCAAGCAAUUACAACUUCUAGGCUGCUCAAGCAGCGGAAAGAAAAACAAGAGAUGAUAGAGGCUCUGUUUAAACACAUUCUCUUGUAUUUUCAGCCUUACGAUUCCAAGAGGGUUUUGUAUGCUUUUUCUGUACUAGAGGCAGUACUCAAAACAAACCCUAAGGAAUUUAUUGAAGCUGUAGCCAGUACUAGCAUGGAUACAAGCUCUACAGCUCACUUAAAUCUCAUCUAUAAUCUUCUAGCCCGGCACCAGGAAACUCUUGUGGGACAGAGCUUUUAUGGUAAGCUUCAGACUCAGUCACCAACCAUGUGUCCCCAUUCUUUAUUAAUAGAAUUGCUGACUUACCUCUGUUUGAGUUUUCUGCGCUCUUACUAUCCAUGUUACUUGAAGGUAACCCACAGAGAUGUGCUUGGCAACAGAGAUGUCCAAGUCAAAAGUGUAGAAGUCUUGAUUAGAAUGAUGGCGCAGCUGGCCACAAUGGCAAAGUCAGCAGAAAACAAGAAUAUCGAGUUUAUACACAACUUGCUUGGAAGAUGCAAAAUUCAAGAGUUUGUUCUUCUUUCUUUGUCUGCUUCUAUGUAUACAAGUCAAAAACGGUAUGAACUGAUGACAUCUGAUAAAAUUAAUAGCGUCAUCGAACAGAGCCUCUUUGAAGAAAGCCUUAUCAAUUUUGGGCAAGAUCAGAUAUGGAGUGAACACCCCCUUCAGAUUGAGCUGCUGAAGCUUUUGCAAAUAUUGAUUGUCUUGGAGCACCAUCUUGGACAGACACAUGAGGAACAGGAGAACCAGCCAGACCUAUCUAAGGAAUGGCAACGGGCUCUUAAUUUCCAGCAGGCUAUUAGUGCAAUGCAGUAUGUGCAUCCACACCCAAUAACUUCACAAGGAUUAUUUGUCUCCGCUGUAGUUAGAGGUUUGCAGCCAGAGUAUGGCUAUGGGAUGCAUCCAUCUUGGGUAGGUUUAGUCACGCAUUCUUUGCCAUACUUUGGGAAAUCUUUAGGCUGGACUGUGGCACCAUUUAUCAUACAGAUAUGUAAAAACCUGGAUGAACUUGUUAAACAGUAUGAAAAUGAAACUGUGAAGAUGUCUGUGAGCGUAACUUCUAAAAGGGAGAACAUUACACCAGAUUAUCCUCUGACACUUUUGGAAGGCUUAACAACCAUUGGUCACUUUUGCCUUUUGGAUCAUCCUAAUCAAGCCAAAAAGGUGUCCCCUAUAUCUGACCCCGCAAACCUGAGAAAUGCCAGGAAUGCCAUUUUGGAAGAAUUGCCUCGUAUUGUUAACACAAUGGCCCUUCUUUGGAGUGUUAUAAAAAAGGAAGACUCUCAAAAAAGACCAACUGACUUUCUUGGAGCAACCAAAGGCUCUUCUUCAGUAUACUUUAAGGCAACCAAAACGAUAAAAAAUAAAAUUUUAGAUUUCUUGAAUCCACUGACGCCACAACUUGGAGUCCAGUUAAUAUCAGCAGUAGCAGCAGUGUGGAACAGCAAAAAAGCUCAUAAGAAUCAAAGUAAAAUAAAGAUUCUUCCAGUGGCUAGUGCAUCUCAGCUUAUUCUUGUGGACUUAGUGUGUGCACUUAACACUCUGAAGACUGACACUAUAUUACAGCUGGUAAAAGAAGUUGUCAAGAAACCAUCCCAAAUCAAAGGCGAAGAGAAAUCUUCUCUAGUGGAUAUCCCAGUGCUGAAAUUCAGCUAUGCUUUCAUUCAAAGACUUCCUGUCUCAGCCCUGCAGGAGAACUUUCAGUCAUUGUUAGGAGUGCUGAAGGAAUCUGUGCAAUUGAACUUGGCUCCCCCUGGAUAUUUCCUGCUUCUGAGUACUCUGAAUGACUUUGUGACCAGAACUCCUAACCUGGAAAAUAAAAAGGAUCAAAAAGACCUGCAGGAGGUGACCCAAAAAAUCUUGGAAGCUGUGGGGAAUGUUGCUGGUUCCUCCCUGGAACAGACUAGCUGGCUGAGCAGAAACCUGGAGGUGAAAGCCCAGCCUCAGAUCUCUUUAGUUGAAUCCAGUGCUGAAGAUGACUUGUAUGAUGCUUCACUAGUACCAUCUUCAAUGGUGUCUGCCUCUGCUCCCUCAAUAUACAGUGUUCAAGCUCUCUCUCUUCUUGCAGAAGUUCUUGCUUCUCUCCUGGACAUGGUUUACCGUAGUGAUGAAAAAGAGAAAGCCGUGCCAUUAAUUUCACGCCUGAUGUAUUACGUAUUUCCUUAUCUACGCAAUCACAGUGCCUACAAUGCCCCUAGCUUCCGUGCUGGGGCUCGAUUGCUCAGCUCCCUAAGUGGAUAUGCCUACACUAAACGAGCCUGGAAAAAAGAAGUUCUGGAGUUAUUUGUGGACCCAGCUUUCUUCCAAAUGGACACUUCAUGCAUUCAUUGGAGGUCCAUUAUAGAUCAUCUUCUAACACAUGAGAAAACUAUGUUUAAAGAUUUUAUGAGUAUGCAGAGCAGUUCUUUAAAAAUGUUCCCAAGUUUUGAGCAAAAAGCAAUGUUGUUAAAGCGUCAGGCUUUUGCUGUCUUUAGUGGAGAAAUCGAUCAGUAUCACCUUUACCUUCCAUUAAUACAAGAACGACUGACAGAUAACCUCCGUGUUGGACAGACUUCUAUAGUUGCUGCCCAGAUGUUUCUCUUUUUCAGAGUUCUGUUGCUAAGAAUUUCUCCUCAGCAUCUAACCUCACUGUGGCCAAUCAUGGUGACUGAAUUGAUUCAGACAUUUAUACAGCUGGAAGAAGACUUAGCUGAGGAAGAUGAACUAUCAAAGAGCAACAGCAAAGUAAGCAGACAGAAAACUUCAGCUUCAGCUGAUGGCAGUGGCCCCUUACUUUCAGACAUACAACAGAACGAGCUGUCCUUGUAUUUAUCAGCUUGUAAGUUCCUGGACACAGCGCUUUCUUUUCCACCUGACAAGAUGCAGUUAUUUCAAAUGUACAGAUGGGCCUUUGUUCCAGAAGUGGACACAGAGACUUGUACCAUGACCUCUCAUCUAAUGGAAAAUCACCAAGAAUGUAAACCACAUAUUAUUAGAAUCAUGGACUCGUUAAAGCUGAAAUAUGGGGAAACGAACACUAAUGAGAGAACUUCAGAGAAAUGUGACUAUCCUCUUUUGAACCUUCGUUCUAUAUCCAGCAUCACACAGUUAAUGCCCUUCUUCAGGACCCUGAGCUGUGCAUUCAAAGCACAAGGUAACAGGUCCCAAAAUGCACAGAGUUCAGCAUCUCUGUCAGUGGAAUAUUCUCUUGGCAACAGCACAAGGAUCUUGAAACAACUAGAAGAAAGUGUUGAAUGUGACUUUUUGGAAAACCUGGAAAGUUAA